UCUGUGAUGAGAUAUUUACUGCCGACAGCAGCCGUAGGACACUUUUUUUUGUUCAGGCAUAUUUUGGGAACCCUCUUGGACCUUCGUCAACCUGUUAAAGGACCUCAGGAUGUCCAUGCUUGCUGAGCCUCGAAGGAAACUGAAGUGGUCUGUUGACCCCAGGAACAGCACCUGGAGUAACGAUGACUCCAAAUUUGGCCAGAAGAUGCUGGAGCGAAUGGGAUGGUCCAAGGGCAAGGGACUGGGAAGGAGUGAACAAGGCUCAACUGACCAUAUCAAAGUGAAAGUUAAAAAUGACAGCUAUGGGCUCGGAGCAAAUGCCAGCUAUGAGGAUAACUGGAUUUCCCACCAAGAUGAUUUUAAUGAGCUGCUUGCUCAACUGAAUAACUGCCAUGGUCAGAACAACAGCACUGAAACUCCACCAGAUGAGCAGAAAGGCUUCAGUUUGGAAGAGAAAUCCAAGACCUCCAAAAAUAGGGUUCACUACAUGAAAUUCACUAAAGGAAAGGAUCUGUCCUCCCGUAGUGAAACAGAUCGUAACUGUAUCUUUGGCAAGAGGGCUAAAUCUGCAAAAGUCCAAGAUCAGGAGAGCAACAGCAGUGACUCCCAGGGUGAGAUGGAGGACAGCGUGAUUCCUGAUACUUCUGAACUGGACCCAGAAUCUAUCACUAAGACUGUGAAGAGUACUCUUACUAUGCAGGAGUAUUUUGCACAGCGUAUGGCUCAGUUGAAGAAGGCUCGUGGGGCCCAGAAUGCAGAUACGUCCGAGACAUCAAAUGCAUCUGAGGAACCUGGUCUUAGCCACAGCAACAAUGAUGACACAGAAGAGCCCAAAAAGAAGAAGAAGAAGAAAAAGAACAAAAAGGUUGCAGAAGAGCAGUGUAACACAGCCACUGUAGUAGCGGACAAAGAGGAUCAGGAGAAGGAAUGUUCAAAGAAAAAAAAGAAAAAGAGGAAAAUGGCAGAAAAUGAAGCAGCUAUAAAUGAAAACUGUAGCUCCACCUGUAGCACAGAGUCAAAUUGUGAAGAAUUGCCCACCAAGAAAAAGCGUAAAAAACACAGCGAAGAAAGUGAGCUAUUAAAAGGACACAAGCCAACAGAGAAUGAUACGGUAGAUUCGAGUAGUAUUCAGAAAAAGAAGAAACACAGAGAGGAGGUGGACAGUGUAGUAAGAGAGGAGAGGAAGGAGGAGCUGGUGGAAAAGAAAUCCAAAAGGAAAAGGAAACAUCAAGAGCAGGGUCUACAUUAAGGCAAGGUGAAAUGCGUUAGGGUUCAGGGUUACUCAGUACUGUGCUCUUGUCCUGAAGAUUCAUAUGUCAGGGAUAAACACCUUUGUAUUAUGAAAUUAAAUGUCUUGUACAUAAACAGUGUAAUAUUCUGUUAAAGCAUCCUGUGAUGCUUUUUUUUAAAACAGUGAUUGGGGGAGCUGCCUACCUUGACGCAGCCUAUAAAAGGCCUCAGCCUUGCACUGGUGGCCUCUGGAACACACCGCUGUAGGAGGAGGUGGUUUAACCAUCUUGCUAACAGUGAGAUGAGAAUUAAAAAUACUAUCAUGGCUCCGUGGGAAAUACAAAACUAGAAAAAAAGUGUGCAGCUUCCCAUAACCCCCCUAAUAUGUUACUUUUACACUGAUUUUGUACAAGUCAGACAGGUAACAUCAUGUGUUUUUUUUUUUUAGCUUUGCUGAAACACUGUUGUUACUUUCAGAGAUCUGGGUCAGCCAUUUCCCUGUUUCCAGUCUUUAUACUAAGCAAGGCUAGCCUCAUAUUUACUCCACAGAUAUGAAAGUGGUGUUGAUGUUCUCACUGAGCUCGUGGGAUUUUUUUAAUCUAUUAUUAUUAACAAUGCUCUCUGCAACAUCAAACGUAUUAAUAUAGACAUCUGAAAUUUACAUUAGAUGUCUUCCAACCCUCUUUAAAAAAAAAAAAAAAAAAAGGUGAAAAUUAUGUGCUGCAUUCUAUAAAGUCUCAUCUAA
Messenger RNA from Archocentrus centrarchus (flier cichlid), 1975 nucleotides. RefSeq names its product PIN2 (TERF1) interacting telomerase inhibitor 1 (gene pinx1). The record is from RefSeq and is a predicted model, not a curated record. The transcript is spliced from 7 exons. Gene Ontology annotation, cellular component: nucleolus. NCBI's taxonomy places the organism in Eukaryota, Metazoa, Chordata, Actinopteri, Cichliformes, Cichlidae. Gene Ontology annotation, molecular function: telomerase inhibitor activity; nucleic acid binding. The coding region runs from base 110 to 1249 and encodes 379 amino acids.